AUGGACCUCUCCGCCACCCUCUUCCUCUUCCUCGCCGCCCUGGCUGCCGCCGGACUGGAAGCCGCGGUUGCCGGUGCAAGGCCGAAGCCCGGCUCCAACAUCACUGUAAUGGGCACCGUCUUCUGCGACAUCUGCGCCAACAACAGCUUCUCCAAGCACAGCUACUUCCUGCGAGGUCGGUCGACCCACAGAAUCUCUCUCUCUCUCUCUCUCUCUCUCUGAAUGGCCGCGUGUUACUGACUCUACUGGGUUUCGAUUUUUCUCAGGGGCCAAGGUAAGAGUGGAGUGCAGCUUCAAGGCAGCUGGGGCGGCGAGGGAGGAGAUCACAAUCUCGGUCGAGCGGACGACUGACCGGUUCGGGGUCUACCGAGUGGACGUCCCGCCGGUGGACGACUUCCAGUGCAGGGAGGGCCGGGAGAUCGAGUCCUUCUGCAGGGCGAACCUCGUCCGCAGCUCCUCCCCUUUGUGCAACGUGCCCGGCCUGAGCAUAUCGUCGGAGCACGUCGGCGUCCGCUGCGCCGAGGCCAACUUCUGCGUCUAUAACCUGAACGCCCUCUUCUACAGGCCCGCCAAGAGGGACUUCGCCCUCUGCGGCGCCGCCCCCGCCGCCGGAACCGGAGAGCAGCUCUCCGACUCCUUCGGCUCCUCGCUCUUCUUCUGGCCGCCCUUCCCCCCGUUCGGGUUUCCCUGGCCCUUCCCCCACUGGCCUCCAUUCCCUUUCCCCUUCCCGUUCCCCACCCCCACCCCCUCGACCUCUUUCCCCUUCCCGUUCCCCACCCCCACCCCCUCGACCUCUUUCCCCUUCCCCUUCCCCUUCCGCAGCCCACCGCCGUCCUUUCCUUUCCCUUUCCCCUUCCCCAGCCCACCGCCGUCCUUCCCUUUCCCCAGCCCAGCGCCGUCGUUUCCAUUCCCCUGGCUGGCACCGCCGCCACCGUCUUUCCCCUUCCCCUUCGUCCCACCACCGGGCCCGCCGCCCUUCAACUUCCCGCAGCCUCCUGGUUGGUUUCCCCCGCCGCCGCCACCCCCGGCUUUCCCCUUCCCCUUCCCUCCAUCUCUGUUCCCGUCUCCGCCUCCUCCGCCGUCCUUUCAGUUCUCGUUCCCCCCAUUCCUGUUUACCCCAUCUCCUCCUCCCCCCUCCCCGCCGCCGCCCGCCUUCUCAUUCUCUCUGCCGCCGUUCCCUACCAACCCCUUCGCCCCUGCGCCGCCACCUCCGCCUUCAUCCCCGCUCCCAUCUUCGCCACCCCCGUUCUCACUGACCAAUCCAUGGUCGUGGUUUCACUUCCCCAAUCCGACGUCCCCAGACGUGCCACGCGAGCACCCUUGA
Messenger RNA from Spirodela intermedia, 1324 nucleotides. The record is from the annotation of a GenBank genome assembly. NCBI's taxonomy places the organism in Eukaryota, Viridiplantae, Streptophyta, Magnoliopsida, Alismatales, Araceae.